AUGCAGUCUGAUGGCUUGCUGGAUGACUAUGAACUCUGGUCUCACGGAGUGCGCAUUUUUGCUGAAGAGCAGGUUGGUGUAAAGCGCUUGGUCACUCGCCCGCAGUGGCAAAUUGAUAACUCUAGCCGCUUGGAAGAAUUGAGUCGCAAGCGCUUGCGGGCGUAUGAAGCGUUUGCUAAUGGAGGGCCUCGGGAUGUUUACAAGUCUGAGAAAGUCGACAAUAAAGAACCACAUGUGGUCUAUGCGGGGCAACGAGAAUUAAAAGAGGUUUUGUUCAAUCGUCGUCGACGGCCAAACAAGCUGCGCGAUGCCAAGGGCCAGUUGUUGGUCACCAAGGCCGAUAGGAUGCAGAGAUGGUAUGAGUAUUUUAAAGAUCUGCUCAAUGUACACGGUACUUGCAAAGACUCCAACUUUGACUUCCUACCAGUACUUUCUGCUAUCGGAGACUUGCCCAGUUUUGCUGAAACAAUCGUCGGGAAGUGGAACGGGAGUCGGAAGGAGGGGUUGAAGCAAGGUUGUCCAGCCUCGAGGAUGGACCACGUGGCAAAGGAACUCGGCCCUCCCGCCUGCCCAGAGGCAGAGGCUGCGAUGCGCUUACUCCUGCCGUCGAGUGUCGCGGUCGAGGCGGUGCAGCACGGGGACCCUCAAGAUGGCAAGCCCUGGCCAGUGGUUGUGCUUUUCAGAAACAGUGAAACAGCGCAGAACACGCGUGAUGUUUGGUUACAGAACGCGCUUCGCCCGCUGCUCGGAAAGGACAAGGACCUGGGGCUUCGACCUGCGCGCUACCCGCGCCUGAUGAGCGUGGUGAUGGUACCCGACGUCGAGUGUGACGAGGACAACAGGGUGGGCUCCAGGCUGGCGAUGUCCCUGGCAAAGCCGAACCUCCACCUCACAGAAGGAGUGGCAGUUGUCAUGAAUGAGGCGACGCAGGUGGCGUGGAGACGUGCAGAACUGGCAGCCUUCAACAAUAAAAUGCAGUCUGCCGCGGCGGAUGGCUUGCUGGAUGACUAUGAACUCUGGUUUCACGGAGUGCGCAUUUUUGCUGAAGAGCAGGCCGAUAGGAUGCAGAGAUGGUAUGAGUAUUUUAAAGAUCUGCUCAAUGUACACGGUACUUGCAAAGACUCCAACUUUGACUUCCUGAUCAUCCCCUGUUUGUGGUCUUUGGAUUUGGUGACAGCGUAUGACAGUGUGGUGCGUAGCGGCUUAUGGAAGGAUCUUUACAAGUAUAGCUCGUAUGAGCCUUGCGAUCGUGCUGAGCUGGGCUAUGCAGAUGACCUG
Symbiodinium natans is the source of this 1278-nucleotide messenger RNA. The record is from the annotation of a GenBank genome assembly. NCBI's taxonomy places the organism in Eukaryota, Dinophyceae, Suessiales, Symbiodiniaceae.